CUGAGGGGGAAACACAAAACAGACCUAUCUAGAUCAACAGGACGUGUUAUAAAUGUGAGUCGAUUUUUAAAACGCUGAAUCACGUUCUCAAAUGCAGGCUAUCAAAAGGGAAAAAUAGGCGAAAUAAUCGCGACUGGAUUCGCUGUUGCUAGGGGCAACCGGGGAAGCUUUGAAUAGCCACAAGCCGUAGGAUCACUGCGCUGCCUUUGUGAAGAAACCUCAGGAUUUCCUUCUGCAAAAACAUAGCCUUGAAAGCUUCAGCAUGACAUCUCCUCAGAAAACCCCAAUAGACCUAAAAACGAUGAUCAAAGACACUAAACAGGAUAUGGACGAUGUGCACCAAGCCCUGGAAAAGCUCCGAAGUCUCUCCCAGGUAGAGAGGACAGAAGCAGACGUGCUGCGAUCAAGAAUUGACGAGCAGUCAACUCUCAUCUGCAUCCUGAAACAGAGAGCAGACGAGAUGCUUCUGCGCUGUCAGGCUCUGGAGAAGAUCAACGCAGAGCUGGAGAACCUGAGAGCCAAUGUGCAGCUGGAGCUGGAGAACGAGAGGAAGAAAUCCGAACUGCUGGAGCAGAGAUUCAUGCACCUGGCCUCCAACCACCGAGAGCUGAUCAACUUCAAGAACGAGUACAAGAGCCAGAAUGCCAAGCUGGAGAAAGAGAACGAGAGACUCGGGAAGGAAAAUGAAACGCUUUUCAGUCAGGAAGUGCAAGAAAAAGAGAAGACCAUCCUCAAACUGACUCGAGAGCUCAAGGAAUUGGCAGAGCAACAUAAGAUACUAGAAACAGAGUAUCAGGAGAAAACAACCGGUUUCCAGAUUAAACUGAAAGAACUGAUCAACCUCCAUCAGAUCAAAGAGGCGUCUUUGAAGAACGAACUGAGCGACACACAAAAACAGCUGAAGAAUGCUGUCGAGAUGUGUGCAGAGUUGGAUCUCAAACUAAGACAAACUCAGGAAAAAGAAUCAAUGAGAGAGACAGACACUCAAGAGAGACUGGAGAAACUCAUGAAGGAAAAGGAUGAGCUUGUUGAUCUCUCAAUGCAGCGUGGGAAAAUGAUACUGGACAAGCAAGCUGAAAUUCAGGAGCUGGAGCGGAAAAGGCAGGAAGCGGAAAACGGCAGACAAGAUGCAGAAAACAGGUAUGAAUCUCAAAACACGUAA
Molecule: messenger RNA, 1162 nt
Organism: Sinocyclocheilus grahami
Lineage: Eukaryota; Metazoa; Chordata; Actinopteri; Cypriniformes; Cyprinidae
Product: coiled-coil domain-containing protein 89-like
Exons: 5
Coding region: 263-1162 (299 amino acids)
Source: RefSeq, a predicted model, not a curated record